UUAGGCUUCAGACUAUUUUAUAUAUAACUACGAGUUGAAACAAGCAACCACAAUUUGUUUUCGUUAACCAGACACAACAGACCAGCUAACAGCCAACAUGGUGAACUUUGAGGAAAUCGUAGAGAAAGCAAGGAAGUUCAGGGACACUUUAACCAAGGAGGAUUUCCUGGAAUUCUAUGGGUACUACAGGCAGGCCACAGAGGGCGAUUGCAACAUUGAGGAGCCAGAGGAUGAGGAGGAGAAGGCUCGCUACAAUGCCUGGAAGAGCAAGGCUGGUCUGACUCUGGAGGAUGCCAAAGCCCACUACAUCGAGGUGUACAAGAAGCAUGCUGCCAAAUACGAGUAGAAAAUGCAUUUAAAGAACUUUGCUUUAGCACGCAAAUUUAUAUUUUAUUUAUGCCACUAAUGUCCUUGUUAAACAAAUGGAUUUAUACUAUUUUUAUAUGAACGCUAAUAAAACCGUAAGCAUUUAGAAAAAAUUA
Drosophila mojavensis is the source of this 482-nucleotide messenger RNA. RefSeq names its product acyl-CoA-binding protein (gene Acbp6). The transcript has 2 exons. The coding region runs from base 98 to 346 and encodes 82 amino acids. Lineage: Eukaryota; Metazoa; Arthropoda; Insecta; Diptera; Drosophilidae. The record is from RefSeq and is a predicted model, not a curated record. Gene Ontology annotation, biological process: fatty acid metabolic process. Gene Ontology annotation, molecular function: long-chain fatty acyl-CoA binding.